Molecule: messenger RNA, 1916 nt
Organism: Hordeum vulgare subsp. vulgare (domesticated barley)
Lineage: Eukaryota; Viridiplantae; Streptophyta; Magnoliopsida; Poales; Poaceae
Product: probable fatty acyl-CoA reductase 4
Exons: 8
Coding region: 158-1675 (505 amino acids)
Biological process (GO): long-chain fatty-acyl-CoA metabolic process; suberin biosynthetic process
Cellular component (GO): intracellular membrane-bounded organelle
Molecular function (GO): alcohol-forming very long-chain fatty acyl-CoA reductase (NADP+) activity
Source: RefSeq, a predicted model, not a curated record
UCUUGAUGGCCCGUGUAUAUAUAUUGUGUAGGGAAGCCUCUUUCCAGUCACCCAAACCUUAUAGUUACACCAAUCAUCUCUUCCUUCCUUCCUUCUCCGCGGUCUCUGCUUCUCCCUCCCAACAUCUCUUUCACACACACCCACGACAAAAAUCAAGAUGGUUGACACACUGAGUGAAGAGAAGAUCAUUGGAUACUUCAAGAACAAGAGCAUCCUCAUCACUGGAUCAACCGGCUUUCUUGGAAAGAUACUGGUGGAGAAGAUACUGAGGGUUCAGCCUGAUGUGAGGAAGAUCUACCUCCCGGUACGGGCCGUGGAUGCCGCCGCGGCGAGGCAUCGGGUGGAGACUGAGGUGACAGGGAAGGAGCUGUUCGGGCUUCUAAGGGAGAAGCACGGGGACGGGUUUCAAUCUUUCAUCGGAGGGAAGAUCGUCCCGUUGGCCGGAGACGUGAUGCGUGAGGACUUCGGCGUCGACAGCGAGACUCUAAAGGAGCUCCGGGUGACCCAGGAGCUCGAUGUCAUCGUUAAUGGCGCCGCCACCACCAACUUCUACGAAAGGUAUGAUGUGGCCCUGGACGUGAACGUGAUGGGAGUGAAACAUAUCUGCAACUUCGCCAAGAAGUGCCCCAAGCUCAAGGUGCUCCUCCAUGUCUCCACAGCUUACGUGGCGGGUGAGAAGCAAGGACUGGUGCAAGAGAGGCCGUUCAAGGACGGUGAGACGCUGCGUGAGGGGACCCGCCUCGAUAUCGACACUGAGCUGAAACUGGCCAAGGACUUGAAAAAGCAGCUCGAGGCCGACGUCGACUCGUCGCCCAGGGAUCAAAGGAAAGCCAUGAAGGAGCUUGGCAUCACCAGGGCCCGACACUUCGGGUGGCCAAACACAUAUGUGUUCACCAAGUCGAUGGGGGAGAUGGUGCUAGGCCAGUUGCAGUGUGAUGUCCCUGUUGUCAUCGUCCGUCCCAGCAUCAUCACCAGUGUCCAGAACGACCCGCUGCCUGGAUGGAUCGAAGGCACCAGGACGAUCGACACGAUCGUGAUCGGCUACGCGAAGCAGAACCUGACAUACUUCUUGGCCGACCUCAACCUCACCAUGGAUGUGAUGCCCGGCGACAUGGUGGUGAACGCAAUGAUGGUUGCAAUAGCAGCGCACAGCUCGUCCUCAUUGGAGAAGACAAAGCCACAUCCCGAGCCACCCGCGGUGUACCACGUGAGCUCGUCGCUGCGUAACCCAGCACCAUACAAUGUUCUUCACGAGGCAGGGUUUCGGUACUUCACGGAGCACCCUCGCGUUGGCCCUGACGGCCACACCGUGCGCACACAUAAGAUGACGUUCCUCAGCAGCAUGGCCUCCUUCCACCUCUUUAUGAUGCUGAGGUAUCGCCUCUUCCUCGAGCUCCUCCGCCUGCUCUCCAUCCUUUGCUGCGGCCUCUUUGGCCUCGACACCCUCUACCACGACCAAGCACGCAAGUACAGGUUCGUGAUGCAUCUGGUGGAUCUGUACGGGCCCUUCGCGUUGUUUAAGGGGUGCUUCGAUGAUGUCAAUCUAAACAAACUCAGGCUCGCCAUGACCAGCGACCACGGUAGCCUCUUCAAUUUCGACCCGAAGACCAUAGACUGGGACGACUACUUCUACAGGGUCCACAUCCCCGGGGUCAUAAAGUACAUGCUCAAGUGAAAUACUCCAUCCAUGCAUCGAAAUUCCGGGUGUUGCCUUAAUUAAGUAAUACGUACAUUGUAAGAAAUGCCCUCCCAAAUUGGGUUCUAACCGUUGAAUAAUCUAUAUGAAAGGGGGAAAUGUGCCUGUCGCUUGAUAGAGCAGAGCAUCAACGUUGCAUAUAUUUUUUGAAGAAGGAAUGCUACAUUAUGUAAUCUCAUUCUGGCUCAUGUAUUGUAUUGCUAAUUAAUUGGGACUAGUA